AUGUUCGUGUUUUACAAAGAGACCACACGAACAUUGAAAUCUUCUCCCAUUAGGAAAAAAAGAAUAGCAUCAACUUUAUUGUCAAAUAGUUCAUCACCAACAACAGUAGUAGUAGAACAACAUCAUCGCUCUUAUCCUUCUACUUCUUCUACAAUACCCUCCUGGUCGGUGCUGAUUUUUUCAGCUGCCGAUAUUCUUUUUCGACUUACAGAGGGUUUUGUUGGUCAAGUUGAAGAAGUGCAUAAGUAUUGUUUCCGUAAAAUUAUGAGCUCACGUCAUUCAAAUCAAGAAAACUCAUCAAUUUACGAAAGUAAUCGAUCACGCCGUCAACAACCAACACCUUCAAAUAUACCUUCCAAUCAACAAGAACCAUUAAAUUCAUCUCCUUCACAUAGUGAUCAAGCCUCAAAAGCCUGUUGUUUUUGUUGGUGUUGCUGUUGUUCCUGUUCGUGAUGGAUUAUGGAAUCCGACCAGUAUCCGUCACCAUUUUUGUCACAUCAACGUGACUUUUCAAGUUUAGUCUCGUGGCCUCAUUAUUGGCAUCCGGAAUCAUUUAACAUAACAACAAAUCAUAUUUCAACAUCUCCCGGUUCAAAAAUUCUCAACAAUCAAAUGACUCAAGUUGUACCAGAACAUGUGGCUCAUGCCAAACUCAGUGGUAGCGUAAAUAAUAACAAUAAUAAUAAUACUAAUCAUAAUAAUAAUCGAAAAGAAACAAAUGGUACAUAUAAAACUCGAACACAGCGUUCAAUGCCUGCUACAUCAAGUACAAUAUCUGUCACAUGUGAUACAGACACAUCUCUAAGAUCUUAUAAUGCUUGUCAUCGACAAUUAUCAUCAUCGAAAAAAUCAAUGACAUCCAAACAUAAUUUAACUGUAUCACAUUCAUCAUCAGCUUUAAUGAAUAAUGCUAGUGUUCAUUCUCCUACAACAUUGUUUCGUAAUCAUCGUCGAUAUAAAUCAAAUGGUAAUAAUAGUUCAUCGUCGAUGUCAACUAGUUUAACAACAACAUCAGGAAUGAAUAUUGUACAUGGAAAAUCAGCACUAACAUCAUCUAUAUCAACAAUAUCAAUAUCAAAUAAACAUUUAUUAAAAACAACAGAUUUGGAAUGUGCAAGCACUGCUAGUGAUGGAUCAAGUAAUUCAGCUAAAAAUCUUUCACAUAAACAUAAAUCAACUUCACUUGAUGAUGAUCGUCAUCAUCAUCAUCAUCAUCAUCGUCAUAGUCAUCAACAAUUGCGUACAAAUCAAAAUCGAGGAAUUGGAAAAAGUGUUCUUGAACAUCUUGUUUUUGUCUUUCCUGAAAAUGUUCGAAGAAUGCUUACGGGAACAAAAAAUUUAACCGUGCGCACCGACGAUAGCCGUCAACCAGCUGAACCUAUAGAUCUCGGAGAACCAAAAUUAUUUACAUAUAGACCAUCUGUUGAAGAAGUGAAAAGUUGGGCAGAAUCCUUUGACAAAUUAAUGCUUUGUCCUGCUGGUCGUCGUUAUUUUCGUGAUUUCUUACGAUCAGAAUAUAGUGAAGAAAAUUUUCUAUUUUGGAUGUCCUGUGAAUCCCUUAAAAACGAGCAAAAUCCUGAGAUAAUCGAAGAAAAAGCACGAUUAAUCUAUGAAGAUUAUAUAUCAAUAUUGUCUCCGAAAGAGGUAAGCUUGGAUAGUCGAGUGCGCGAAGUAAUCAAUAAAAAUAUGGUUGAACCAUCUCCACAUACAUUCGACGAAGCCCAAUUACAAAUUUAUACUCUAAUGCAUCGUGACUCCUAUCCACGUUUUAUUAAUUCACAAAUGUACCGGCGACUACUACGUAAUGAAGGCGUAAACACUUGA
Messenger RNA from Rotaria sp. Silwood2, 1824 nucleotides. The record is from the annotation of a GenBank genome assembly. Lineage: Eukaryota; Metazoa; Rotifera; Eurotatoria; Philodinida; Philodinidae.